AUGAAAAUACCGGAGACUUCUGCUAACGUUGGCGCUUAUUACGGCAAUGAGGAGAAUGGACACUGGCAGCCAAACGGCGUUAUAAUAGACAGCGGUGUCGGCGGCGGCGUUGUUGGUAGCGGUGACGCCGGCAUACAUCGCCCGCCCGUCUACCCCGUACAUAUACCGCGCGCACAUAUGCCUGGCUACGUAAUGGCAGGCGCAUACUACCCCCCCGCGGCGUAUCCGCCCGUGCCAGCCCAGCCACAACCAGACGACUUCGCGGACUAUAUGUGGAUGGAAAACGAAGAGGAGUUUGACAAACAGGUGAUGCAACAGCUUGAAGAGGAGGCACUAAUGGAGCAAUGUAUAGAAGCCAUGUUGGAAGAUGAGCAGAGAGAGAGGCAUAACCGACCCACCGCCAAUGGCCAUAAUCAUCAGCACUAUCCUACAACAAGUAAUGGAGCGCCGUCCCUGUCGCUAGAAGAGACAGUAUCUCGGUCGACGCUGAACCCUCUCGCCGCCGAGUUCGUGCCCACGAGACCGCUGCCCACCGCUACAGAAGAAAAACAAGUCCCCACCCAAGAAGUCCCCCCCAGCGCCCCCGUACAAGCGGAGUCCCCCAGCGUCGCCACAGACGAGUGUCCGGUCACACACACACACACUACUGCAGACGAUGUCACACACGAUAACACAGAGGAAACACAACAGCCACAGAAGGAAACGCCAGAAGUGAGCGCAACGGAAUCCAUAGACAAGACACAGGACAAACGACCCAAAGACAAGAAGGAUUCCAAAUCCAAAGUAGAUUUAAAGAAGACGGUCAAACCGGAAGUCAAGAGCAAGGUGCAAAGUAAACCACAGACGGCCAAAUCGGAAACAAAGGUCGCGCCGAAGAAGAAAGAAGUUAAGAGCGUCAAGAGUGAGAUCAAAGUGGACGAGAAGAGUGAAGACAGCGAGGUCAAGCAACCCCAACCGGCCCCCUUAGAAGAAGCGCAAGCGACAUCUGGCUUCAAACCAAUAAACUACGCGGCCGCCGCGAAAGCGAACAAACCCAAGAAACCACCGACAACCACACCAGUAACCACACCCACAGAAAAACCACUACCCAAGGUAGAAAAACCAAAAGCAACCGAAAAAGUUGAGAAAAAGGAGAGACCGAAGUCAGAAAAAGUAAAUGUUCAAAGAAAAAACUCUGCUAAGUAA
Molecule: messenger RNA, 1185 nt
Organism: Spodoptera littoralis (African cotton leafworm)
Lineage: Eukaryota; Metazoa; Arthropoda; Insecta; Lepidoptera; Noctuidae
Source: the annotation of a GenBank genome assembly